Messenger RNA from Neoarthrinium moseri, 3405 nucleotides. RefSeq lists its product as uncharacterized. Bases 1 to 3405 code for a protein of 1134 amino acids. The record is from RefSeq and is a predicted model, not a curated record. The transcript is spliced from 3 exons. Lineage: Eukaryota; Fungi; Ascomycota; Sordariomycetes; Amphisphaeriales; Apiosporaceae.
AUGGAAGCCCUUGCAGCCCUGAGCUUCUGUUGCAAUGUUCUCCAGCUGGUCAGCUUCGCAGGAGAGACCGUCUCCUUGUGCAAGAAUGUGUACAAUGGGCAGCCUCCUGAUGCUGACUUUAAAGAUAACGUAGAGGCGAUGGUCAAGGUCUCUUCGCAAAUUCGAACUCAAACCAAACCGUCCGGCGUCCCUGAUUCAAAUGCGCCUGGUGUGAAGGAUGUUGCGAACAAGUGCAACAUUAUCGCACAGGCUUUGAAAGACGAGUAUAAUCACAUAACAAGGAAUCAGAAGACGGGCAGCAUAUUAUCUACCGUCAAUGUAGCGGCUCGCCAUCAAUGGAGGCGAAAUCGUCUGGAAAGAUUGGAGUCAUCUUUGAGAGACAUUCAGAGCACGAUGGACACCUAUCUCUUGGCUGAUCUCUGUAAACAAAGCGCUGCUGCGCAAGAGGCCAACAAGGCUAGUUUCAGAAAGCUGGACACCAACCUGCAAUGCUUCAUAACCCAGUGUGCAAAAGGCGAAAGAUCUGUCACAACUUUGAUUCAGCGCGAGGCCGUUUCCACUAGGGAAGCCAUCGACCGGUCCAUGAAACAGCAGUCGAAAUCCAUAAACGCGCGCGUUACGGUCGAAGCCGAAGCAACCAGGAAUCACACGAAAAGUGAGGUGCAACAGGUCACACACUCUAUGUUAGCACUUUCACUCGAGAAGAAAAAUAAAGAACGUCAGAUACGGAGUAGAGACCGCUUCAUUCAAAGCCUCAAGUUCGAAGGCAUGAACGAAAGGUUCAACCAGGUGUCUGACUCGCACCACAAGACUUUCCGUUGGAUCUUGACAUGCCAUGACGAUUCGGUAUAUUGGGUUUCAGACGAGGAAGAUCGUGAACUUGACAACUCACCUCCCGGUGAUACGAAAAGUCUAGCCGACUCAGAACCAAACGACUCGGGAGCAGAGUCGCAGGAAGACUCACGGAGCACGGCGAGCUCAUCUGUCCACGAGCAGAUAUGGGAUUGCUUCCACUGCUGGCUCAACCAAGACGACAAACUUUAUUGGAUACAAGGAAAGCCGGGUUCAGGCAAGAGCACGUUAAUGAAACACCUGGUGCAAAACCCAGCAACGAAGGCAGCCGUUCGCACCGCGAGCCCUGGCAUACUUAUUCUACACCACUUCUUCUGGAAACCCGGGUCUAGCAUGCAAAACUCCAUUAAGGGGCUUUACUGUACCUUGCUCUAUCAACUGUUGGUUGAAGGCCCUGAGGACAUUGAUGGAAUCAUCAGAAAGGAUCCCGCAUUUGCGAGAAAAGACCAUGUGAGCGACUGGUCGACUUGCGAGCUCCAGAGCCUUUGUAUUCGACUUUUCCGACAUCAGUCAUCCUUGGUGUGUCUGUUUAUUGACGGACUUGAUGAAGUUUCAAAGGACGAUGGUGCCAUCAACCUUGUCACUGCAAUCAAAACUAUGGUGCAACUUCCCAACGUGAAAGCAUGUGUCUCCAGCCGCCCUGAAACCGCUUUCCUUGCACGUCUAGAGACAUAUCCACAUCUCAGACUCCAGGACCUGAAUCAUCGAGAUAUUAAGAAGUUCUGCACGUCCACGCUGGCCUCUCAUUGGCAUAAUCGAGUGUCUGAGAAGGCUCGAGCAUCUAUCUUGAACGAAACUCUUCAUAAAGCGGAAGGAGUUUUCUUAUGGGCAGCGCUCGCAGUGAGAGAGAUCAUUACUGGACUGGAUAACGAUGACAGCGAGCAUGAGCUCCAAACCAGAGUCAACCGACUGCCGUCAGAGUUAUAUGCUCUCUAUUUGGAUAUGUGGAGAAGACUCAAUGACGAUCGGAUAUUGUAUCAACAAGAAGCAGCCUGGUAUUUCAAAUUACUACUUGAAUGGGUUCAUACUCCCGGUCAUCUUCAUUACGAUGGUUAUGGGGACAGGGAUUCUAUACCAUUACUUAGGGUUGUCGCAGCUUCAGAUAAGAUGGUUCAACGGACGGUCCUCGAGAAGAACAAAUGGAUUGAUUCAGAUGUCUUACAUGAUCUAUUGGACAAAACUCUCAAAAAGAUCGGAGUGCGGUGCGCUGGCCUGCUUACAACCACGCCUAGAGAGAGAGAUCUCAGUGUAAAGGCCUAUGCACACCAUUAUGAUAAGCUGCGCCCGCGGAUUACAUAUCGAACAACGUUCAUACAUCGGACUGCCAUUGAUUUCUUGGUUGAUACUAAAGAAGGUCAACAAAUCCUCCAAUACUGUCCAACCAGCGAGGAUGAACUAAGCGCUGAUCUCGUCAAGGGAUAUCUGAUUCAAUGGAGGAUCUUUGAAACGACACGAUUUGCACAGUCUUUAAGGAUGGAUAUGCUCCACUGUAUGUUUCGUGGAAUAUCACACCUUACCACAUUGCCUGAAAAAGAACUGUUUGAACUACUUGAUAUCUGUCGAAAUGAGAUUGAGUCUGGGUACUUUGGCUCUUUUGUGGGUUCAAGCCUUGUUCUCACCGCCCGGCCAAGGUUCACUCAAUACGUCCUCUCGAGGAUAUUGCAGUCUCCAGAACCGGUUUCUUGCGCGACGUCAAUACUUCGAGACAUGUGGGAUGCUCGUAAACCAAUCUCACAGAAUCUGGAUCACCCUGGCUGCUACGUUGAGCCUCUUCUUGCUCUUGGUGCGCGAAGUAACGUAAGAGGGAUAUGCCAAGGCUAUAUUUUAGACCACGAAUAUCACGCCAGCCCCUUCAUGAUAGCCGAUACCGCGUUUUGGCGAUUUCUAAAAUGGACUGUACUCUUGGGUGAACUCCAGCUUUUACAACCGGGAGAAUUUCUACACCUAUUGCAAAGCUAUCUCGCAAGUGAACCAGAUCUAGCUUGUCGCACCCAAGUUUCGAUAGAGUUCGGAAAUAGAACAGCUCAUUAUCUACCAGAUAAUUGGCUGCUGAGCACGGCUGGGCUUCCCGGACUUUCUGAGAACAGACCCGUGUUCACGAUAGAAACAAAUUUAGUCUUCUUCAUUGAGACACUGAUGACAUGGCUUGCACAUCAGAACCAUGAUGGUAGUAAAGUAACCUUCUCAGAUGUUCUCGAAGGCAUAGCAUCAAGGAACACUGAGCCUGUCUUCAGGCUUCGAUUUGUUACUGUGGGACCUCGCUCGGUUGCCUCAAGCUACUGCGUCGUGAACCAGAGACCAUCCGACCAAAUAACAAGUCAGCUCAAGGGGUGGGUACGUUCACAACUAUAUCAGGAAAUUAUCGACGACGACUUGGUAGCCAUGGCCUCGAAGACUUGCAAUGAGAUUGCACUUGCCGAAUCAGGCAAUUACCAGAAAGUUGAUGAGGAUUUCAGGGCAAUACUCGCCCGGGAAGGAGUGGGGUUUGCCUUUGCUGAGAACUGCACCGAGAAUUUAGGUCCUGGGACGUCGAAUGAGGUAUCCAUAGAUUGA